GCGGCUCCUGGCCGUUCUCUUUCCUGGAUGGCCCUCCCCGAGCGCCCUCAUGUUCCUGACGCUGCUCGGUGUUGCCCUGCUGGCUGGUUAUUUACCAGGUCGGCGUCAUCCCCAGCCAGUACUAUGAGGUCCUAGGGAACAAGGACUUCUCCGGGUUCAAAACAUUGACUGCUCUUGCCGUGACUCUGAUCAUUGUGAACUCCACGGUAAGACCAGAGCUUCACGUGUCUUGGGAGAGGAAGGGAAAGCUGCCCAUACCUUCUAGCAUGAUCCUGGUCACAAACGAUUCAAGUCUGCCCAUGCCCUGAAUCACUAGUACAAACUGCUAGUUUUUAUUUCAUUUUGAAAAAAUGUUUGUUCUCAUUUAUCUCUCCCCAUCCGUCUCUUUGCCCUUGUUCCAGCUAAAAAGUUUCGACCAGUUUAUCUGCAACAUGAUGUAUGUGAACUGGAGGAAAUCCCUCACUGAAUACCUCCACAGCUGCUACUUCCAAGGCCAGGUCUACUACAGCCUGCACGUGCUGCGUGAGGACAUCGAUAACCCGGACCAGCGCAUCAGCCAGGAUGUGGAGAGGUUCUGCAGGCAGCUCAGCUCCAUGGCCAGCAAGCUCGUCAUCUCACCCUUCACACUGGCCUACUACACAUACCAGUGCUUUCACAGCACAGGCUGGCUAGGCCCAGUGAGCAUUUUUGGGUAUUUCAUCAUUGGGACAAUGAUUAACAAAGUGUUGAUGAGCCCAAUUGUGUUUAAACUUGUGCAGCAGGAAAAACUGGAGGGAGAUUUCAGGUUCAAGCACAUGCAGAUUCGUGUCAAUGCAGAACCAGCUGCUUUCUACAGGGCUGGGCGAGUGGAGCACAUGCGCACAGACCGGAGGCUGCAGAGCCUGCUGAAGACCCAGAAGGAGCUGAUAGGCAAGGAGCUGUGGCUAUACAUUGGGAUCAACACAUUUGAUUAUCUGGGCAGCAUCCUGAGCUACGUGGUCAUUGCCAUUCCCAUCUUUUCUGGGGUCUACGGUGACCUGAGUCCAACAGAGCUCAGUGCCCUUGUCAGCAAGAAUGCCUUUGUUUCCAUCUACCUCAUUGGCUGCUUCAGCCAGCUCAUAGAUCUCUCCAGCACUGUGACUGAUGUAGCUGGCUACACACACAGGAUUGGUGAACUGCAGGAGACCUUGCUGAGCCUUGGCAGAAAAAAAAAUGGUAACUACUCAGAAGCCAAAACCAGUUGGGAUUUGGACAGCAGCCCUUCUGGGGAGGACCCAGUACCAAGGGACACAGCUUUCCUUCUGGAGCAAGUGACACUCUCAGUACCAUCCUCUGGCAAGCUGCUCAUCAAGGACCUGAGCCUCAGGAUCUCACAAGGAAACAGUGUGAUGAUUGUGGGAAACACUGGUACAGGGAAGACAUCUCUCCUGAGGGUCCUUGGAGGACUCUGGGAGAGCACACGGGGGAGCAUCAGGAUGCUGACCAGCUUUGGCCCCCGAGGAGUGGUGUUCCUACCACAGCGGCCCUUCUUCACUGAUGGAAGCCUGCGUGAGCAGGUGAUCUAUCCCCUAAAGGAGAUCUAUCCACUUUCAGGGUCUGCAGAUGAUGAGAGGAUUGUGCGAUUCCUGGAGCUGGCUGGGCUGACUGAUUUGCUGGCAAGGGCUGGAGGACUGGAUGAACAGGUGGACUGGAACUGGUAUGACAUCCUGUCCCCAGGGGAGAUGCAGAGGCUCUCAUUUGCACGGCUCUUCUAUCUCCAGCCAAAAUAUGCAGUGUUAGAUGAAGCCACCAGUGCCUUGACAGAAGAGGUGGAGCAUGAACUGUACCAAAUGUGCCUUCACCUGGGCAUGACACUGAUCAGUGUGGGACACAGACCCAGCCUGGAAAAGUUCCACAGCUGGAUUUUGAAACUUCAUGGGGAGGGAAGAUGGGAGCUCACUCGAUGUGAGAAGAUGAAGCGGCUCCCCUCUGAGGAAGGACACUGAAAACAUGCCCUUAUCUGCCACAGAACCUGCACAUGUGUGCAAGAGCUCUCAAUAGCAGACAUGGAGCUGCCAAGCCAGCACCUGUGUCAAACAGUGCAAGACCAGUUCUGGAUUUUGCUGAUAGACACAGAGUAUGUAUGAAGUCAUGGUGUGGAGUUCUGCCAAGAGUAGACACAACUCUGCCCUCCUUCUCCCAGCCUCCUUCUGGCUCCCCGGCUCUCAUGGGUGAAAGAAGCUAAGCUGCUAUGCCUCUCUGAGAGAAGAUGCUGCCUCAUGGAACUUGUAGAAACAGUAGCCAGAGAACCCUCCACUUUCUCCGGCAUACAUUGGUGUGAGGCUAGAAUGCAGCCUCCUUUUCUGUCCUCUGUGCCUUACUAGGAGCUCUGCAGAACAGCUUUAUGUACCUUGUGGCUCUGAUGAGAAUUGUGUUUUCUAGCAGGAGACAAGGGGGGAAGAAUGCUAGCACAGAGAAGGGGCAUGUCUCUGCCCUUCUUACAACACACACCUAAAAGUGAAAGGAACAUUUUUGUAUUAAAAUCUGGGGCAGGUUUUCAAACUGUUUUUAA
Molecule: messenger RNA, 2530 nt
Organism: Catharus ustulatus (Swainson's thrush)
Lineage: Eukaryota; Metazoa; Chordata; Aves; Passeriformes; Turdidae
Gene: ABCD4
Product: ATP binding cassette subfamily D member 4
Exons: 17
Coding region: 351-1964 (537 amino acids)
Biological process (GO): very long-chain fatty acid catabolic process; peroxisome organization; fatty acid beta-oxidation
Cellular component (GO): peroxisomal membrane
Molecular function (GO): ATP binding; ABC-type transporter activity; ATP hydrolysis activity
Source: RefSeq, a predicted model, not a curated record